Molecule: messenger RNA, 2009 nt
Organism: Rhipicephalus microplus (southern cattle tick)
Lineage: Eukaryota; Metazoa; Arthropoda; Arachnida; Ixodida; Ixodidae
Product: recQ-mediated genome instability protein 1
Biological process (GO): double-strand break repair via homologous recombination; resolution of meiotic recombination intermediates
Cellular component (GO): nuclear body; RecQ family helicase-topoisomerase III complex
Molecular function (GO): nucleotide binding
Source: RefSeq, a predicted model, not a curated record
ACGCGCGAACAGCGAUUACUCGCGCCGUACAACCGCGAUUAAUGUUUUCGCUUAAGAAGUUGCUGAUGCUUGAACAUCGUGCACGUUAAUAUCUCAAAAACGAGGCAGGAUUCUGAAUGGAAAGGAGUGACUACGCAGCACAGUGUCGUGACCUGCCGGGAUCCGUGAAGGGUGCAUCAUGAGCCAAGUGGACGAUCUCGCUGAAAGGUUCGCGCAGCAGAGUAUCAUAGUCAACAGAAGCUGGCUGCAAGCUUGUGCCCGACAUGUUCAGGAGGAAAGUGCCGCUCCCGAGCAAAUAGCGACGUUCGGCGGCGACGUGUACAAGCAAGUCUACUACCAGUUGCUCGUGACAAAUCUGUGGGAGUUGGGGAUGAGUUGCCUGCCGGAUAGCGCACUCGCCGCUCACAAGCUUAUGCUCAAGGGCUCAUUUUUUCUCCAAGUGGAUUGCGUGCGAGACAUUAGUCAGCCGGCGUACUCUCAGCUGCUUAAAAUCACAAAAGCCGAGAAUCCGAACACCGUCGUCCAGGCCGAUCCAAUCGAGAAGCCGUUUCCGUGGCAGGCGCAGCCGAAGAGGGUGCUCAAGCUUGAACUCACUGACGGCACUCUCCGGAUGCAGGCCAUCGAGUUCGAACCGGUGCCAUGCAUGAGCGCCGACAUGCGGCCUGGCAUCAAGCUCCUCAUCACGGGUCCCGUCGAGUGCCGGCGGGGCGUGAUGUUCCUGCGUGCAGACAAUGUGCGUGUCCUCGGCGGCAUGGUCGAAUCUCUCUCGGAAGGUAACAGUCGAGAGGCAGUGCUCUGUCGAGUGCUGGGUCGAGACCUCGCUCAAGUACUGGAUGGCGUGCCGCGCCCGCUAACUGCUGACCGCCCGGAAAGGGACCGCGAGGACACGAAUGAUCGCCAGAGUAUUAACGAUCGACCGCCUGAUCAUCCGGUGCGAGUUCCUGGAGCGAGUGGAUCACCGCGAAUAGACAGUGAUUUCCACAUUAUCAGCAGAGCGACGACCAUUCCAUUGGCGAACAGCAACUCGACAACAGUGCGAAUGACCUCCUCAGUGUUGGAUGUUGACCAUGAGUGGGAUAGAGCUGAUAGGGCAGGCAUGGAUCCUGAUGAUGUGUUGAUGAGCCAAAUAGACUUUGGCAAUCUAGAACCAGAAGCUGAAAUCCACGACUGCGUUGACGAGGAUGUUGACGAAGACCUCCUUCGGGAGCAGCUUGAAUUCCAAGCACAGGCUGCAGGUGAUUCAGUAUUGCAGGACACUGUUGAAACUGACGGGCACGAUACUAGUGAGCCAUACGUAGAGCCACGUUCGAGUGCUUGUACUCGCGGAGCAAGCACAAAUGACGAGCCACUGAAUGAGGAGUCCCGACAACAAAGUGUUGGCAAACGGUCCUCACCGUCUCGGCCGUAUACACAGCUUAGCUCUGUUUUGAAAGGUGGCAAGCAUCCAGACAGCUCCGAGGUUGUGAUUAUCAAGGGCUACAUUUCCACACCGACAAGCAAACUGAAGGUUGGUCCAGAAGAGACAUGGCAGCUUUCAGCCAUUGUUACCGAUGACACUGCUUCGUUGGAAGUGGAUAUCGAAAAUUCCUUGUUGGCAAAUUGGAUGGGCUUGACUGCAGCUGACGCAAAAAAGAAGUGCAAGCUGUCUUCGAAAUUCAAGGAGUUCUUUGCAGGAAAGGUGGCAGAAUGUCAAGAAAAAAUGAGGUCUUUGAAUGGGCUGCUGACAAUCAGUUUCUCUGGCAGUGAUACGAAGUUGCCUGUGUUGCUAAACUACGAUGAAUGGAAGCAAGACUGAAGCAUUUUCUGUUGAGUUGCCAUCUGUGGUGGCACGUGGGCUCUUGAUGCCAGAUUCUGUACUUGUUAUAAUGCCUUUAUUGCAGGGCACUUUAGCUAUGAACCAUAUUUUUCUGUUAAAAUGGCAAUGGCAUGAUAGACAGGGUAAUAAGUUGAAACGUUUUUAGCAGCAGUAAGAGGUAAACAAGUGUUGCUGACAUAUAAAUGUUUCAAUG